AUGACUAUUCAAGCGAAGAAAAUUGUGACGGUAUUCGGAGGGACUGGAAACCAGGGCAGUAGUGUUGCACGUUCCCUGCUGGCACACAAAGAUAAGAUCUUUCACGUUCGUGUAGUCACGAGAGACCCUCGAUCCGACAAAGCGAAAGCUAUUGCGUCGCUUGGGGCGGAUGACUAUGACCUUGGCGUGUCGGUAAUCGAUUCUGCGGAGAAAGCAGGCGUUCAGCAUGUUGUCUUUAGCUCUGGACCAUCCAUCACGAACGCUACGAAAGGCAGAAUACAUAUCGAAGGGUUCGAGACCAAAUACCAGGCUGAGCAAUAUGGGCGUAAGAAAAAGUUUACGAGCUUCACUCCCAUUCUAUGCGCCUCUUUUAUGGAGUGUUUCCUCGAAGAUUCAUUCGUGGAAGCCUUCGGUGGGUUUCCUUGGAAUCCCAACCCAGAAACAGGAGAAGUGGAAUUCCGCACCCCGGACUACGGAGGGAAAGGUGAUAUGCCCUGGGUCAGCUGCGAGGACGAUCUUGGCGACAUUGUGCAUGGUAUACUUUUGAACCCGUCCAAAUACGAUCAGGUAUUGGUUCAGGCAACCAGCCAACAGAUUACAAUGUCUGAUGUAGCAUCUUCAUAUACACAAGCCACUGGCAUUCCUGCCCAGUACGAGGAAUUGCCAUCCUGGUCCAGUAUUAAGCUCAAUGGUACAAGGUGCCGAGUCGAAACUCGCCAAAUGUUCUGGUACAUGAAGCAUUGUGGUGGCCGGUGGUUUGCAGAACACGAAAGUGAUAUGUCUACUGCGGUCGCAUUGAAAGAAUCAGCAAUGUCGGCUCGGGGCCAGAAGGGAGGUCUUGUUACAUUUAAGGCCUGGUUUAAAAAGGCGCAAGUCCUGAAAGCCCAAAAUGUGUGA
This is a messenger RNA of Penicillium manginii, 897 nucleotides long. RefSeq lists its product as uncharacterized. The transcript has 5 exons. The coding region runs from base 1 to 897 and encodes 298 amino acids. NCBI's taxonomy places the organism in Eukaryota, Fungi, Ascomycota, Eurotiomycetes, Eurotiales, Aspergillaceae. The record is from RefSeq and is a predicted model, not a curated record.